AUGCCUUCUGAAGUCAUAUGUUCCUCAAUGAACAUUACCGAUAUAACUAAUACUUCAGAUCUUAUGAAAGGAACAAAUUUAUAUAUCAAUAAUCAAAGAAAUACUAAAGAUUUUAAUGUUGAUUCAGAAGGCACAAAAAGUGAUAUUAUUGAAUAUACAGUUACUGAAAAUUUGUACAAAAAUAAUAUGCGUUUCAAUAUUUAUUGUGCUGGUACUCUUCUAGAUUUUGUACAAAAAUUUAGACUUUUUAAGGAUUGUAAACAUUUUGUUGAUAUGCCCCUUAAAUAUGACGCUGAGGUUGUAAUAAAAAAAUGGACAAAAUUACUUGAUAAUUGUAGUGGUGAAGUUGAUAAAAUACAAGUUGAAAAUUUUGUUAUUGAAAAUUUUGAUGAACCAGGUGAGGAGUUAGAAAAUUAUAUGCCACAAGAUUACAACAUUGGUCCAGACAAUCUUAAACAAAUAUCUGAUGGUAAUUAUCGUCAUUGGGCUUUAAAUCUUCACGAUCGUUGGCCAACAUUAUGUAGACAAGUUAAAGAAAGUGUAAAAAAUAAUGCAGAUAGAUAUUCAUUAAUUGCAUUACCUAAACCAUUUAUUGUUCCUGGUGGAAGAUUUCGUGAAAUGUACUAUUGGGAUAGUUUUUUUACAAUAAAAGGUUUAUUAGCAAGUAAAAUGUAUAAAACAGUUCGUGAUAUGAUUGAUAAUAUGGGAUUUAUGAUCGAUAAAUAUGGUUUUAUACCAAAUGGUAAUAGAAUAUAUUAUCUUAAUAGAUCACAACCACCAUUAAUGAGUUGGUGUAUUGAUGCAUAUAUUAAAGAGACCGGUGAUUAUGAUUUUAUUCGUACAGCAUUACCAUGGAUAGAAAAAGAAUUACAUUUUUUUAAAUUAAAUAAAACAAUUAAACUUGAUGAAUGGAAAAGUCAUCUUUAUAGAUAUCAUGUUAAUGUUGAUUCACCAAGACCAGAAAGUUAUCGUGAAGAUUUAGAAUGUUCUGAAGAUUGUGAAAAUUUAAAAUGUAAACAAAUUAUGUGGGGUGAAAUUGCUGCUGCUGCAGAGAGUGGACGUGAUUUUAGUUCAAGAUGGUUUGUUAAUAUUAAUUCAGUAAUGGGAAAUAUAAAGUCUAUAAGAACAAGUCGUGUUCUUCCUGUUGACUUAAAUGCAAUAUUAUUAAAAAAUCUUAGUAUUGCAGAAGAGUAUUGUAUUUAUGUUGGUGAACAUGAAAAAUCAGAAAAAUAUAGAUAUGAAAAAGAACAAUUAAAAGAAAUGAUACAACAAAUAUUAUGGAAUGGUGAUUUAGGAUGUUGGUUUGAUUAUGAUAUGGAUAAAAAGCAUCAAAUACUAACAUAUUAUGAUACAAAUUUUUUUCCUCUCGUUACUGGUAUAAAUCUAGAUAAACAAGAUCAGGAAAAAAUCGCAAGUUAUAUAUCAACUGUUGGUCUUCUUAAAUAUCCAGGUGGUAUACCAACAUCACUUCAAGUAUCUGGAGAACAAUGGGAUUUUCCAAAUGCUUGGGCUCCAACAACAUGGAUACUUAUUGAAGGUUUAAAUAAAAAUGGUCAACAGGAAUUGGCUAAAUUUAUUGCUGAUAAAUGGUUAAGAAAAAAUUAUACUGUAUGGAAAGAUACAGAAGGUAAAAUGUUUGAAAAAUAUAAUGUAACAACUGGAUGUGCAUUAAAUAUUGCUGGUGGUGGUGAAUAUUUUGUUCAAGAAGGUUUUGGUUGGACAAAUGGAGUAAUUUUAGAUCUUUUAAUGAGAUAUAAAAAUGAUGCUAAAUAUGAUGAUGGAGAGAUGCAAUGUAAUAAUUGUAUUUGCAAAAAAGUUACAAAAAUUGAAAGAAAAAAUAGUUGUUCUGUUGAGAUUCAUGAUAUUAAUAUACCAUCAUUGGAAGCAAAGCAUAAUUUAACUUUAUCAGCAACAAUUUCUGGCUAA
Strongyloides ratti is the source of this 1926-nucleotide messenger RNA. RefSeq names its product Trehalase. The coding region runs from base 1 to 1926 and encodes 641 amino acids. Lineage: Eukaryota; Metazoa; Nematoda; Chromadorea; Rhabditida; Strongyloididae. Gene Ontology annotation, biological process: trehalose catabolic process. The record is from RefSeq and is a predicted model, not a curated record. Gene Ontology annotation, molecular function: alpha,alpha-trehalase activity. The transcript is spliced from 3 exons.